AUGUUGAGACAAUCAUCUAGACUAUUGAUCAAGGGAAAUAUCUCUGCCAAUCAAUUAUUGCUCAAGAAUAACCCAGCAUUGUUGACAUUUGCUGCUCGUUACUUUUCAAAUGAUGUCAGCACUGCCAUCAAUAACAACAACAACAACAGCUCUACAUACAAGCAAAUCAACACCUUUUCCUCAUUCACCUCUUUAAAUACCACUUAUUUCUCUGGUCAACAAAGAUUAUAUUCUACUUCAUACCCAAAACAUAUUCAAGUUGGUAUGCCAGCUUUAUCACCAUCAAUGGCUGAAGGUAACCUUGUAAAAUGGAAAAAGAACGUUGGUGACAAGAUUAGCGUUGGUGAUAUUAUCGCUGAAGUUGAGACUGACAAGGCUACCAUGGAUUUUGAAAUCACUGAAUCUGGUUAUUUGGCCAAGAUCUUAAAGCCAGAUGGUUCAAAGGGUAUUGCCAUCAAUGAUUUGAUUGCUAUCAUUGUUUCAAAGAAGGAAGAUGUUGCCAAGUUUGCCGAUUACACUGAAACUGCUGCUGCUGCCCCACAAGAAGCUCCAAAGGCUGCCGCUGCUGCUCCACAAGAAGCACCAAAGGCUGCUGCCCCAAAGGCUGCUGCUCCAAAGUCAAACUAUCCAAAACAUAACGUUGUUGGUUUACCAGCUUUAUCACCAUCAAUGGAAACUGGUGGUUUAGCCAAAUGGAGAAAGAAUGUUGGUGACAAGAUUACUGCCGGUGACAUUAUCGCCGAAGUCGAGACUGACAAGGCUACCAUGGAAUUUGAAAUCACCGAGUCUGGUUAUUUGGCCAAGAUUUUGGUUCCAGCCGGUACCACUGGCGUUGACAUUAACUCACCCAUUUGUGUUAUGGUAAACAAAAAGGAAGAUGUUGAAAAGUUUGCUGACUUUACUGUUGAUGGUGCUGCUGCUGGAGGUGCCGAAGCCCCAGCUGCCGUUGAAUCUACUACUGCUGCCCCACAACAACAAGCUGCUCCACAACAAUCAUCAUCAUCGUCAUCAUCAUCAACUGGUGGAAGAAUAUUCUCAUCACCAGCUGCUAGAUUCACUGCCAAGGAAAAGGGUCACAAUAUUGCCGAUAUUACAGGUACUGGACCAAAUGGACGUGUCAUCAAGGUUGAUGUCCUCGAAUUUGUUCCACAACAAAAGCAACAAGUUGUUUCAGAAGCUGCUGCUACUGCUGCUGCACCAAGACCAGCUGCUGCCGCUGCUGCUGCUGCCCCAGAGGCCGGUCUCUUUACCGAUAUUCCACACACUAAUAUCCGUCGUGUCACUGCUUCACGUUUGACUGAAUCCAAGCAACAAAUCCCACACUACUACCUCACCAUGGAAUGCAAGGUUGACCAACUCCUCAACGUCCGUACUCAACUCAACAACCAAGCCAACAACAAGUACAAGCUCUCUGUCAAUGACUUUGUCAUCAAGGCUGCAGCUGCUGCUCUCCGUGACUGUCCAACCGUCAACAGCACCUGGAUGAAGGAUGCCGUCCGUAGAUUCCACAACAUUGACAUCAACGUUGCUGUCAACACUGACUUGGGUCUCUUUACCCCACUUAUCAGAGACGCUGACAAGAAGGGUUUGGCCUCUGUUGCCAACCAAGUCAAGGAACUCGCUGAAAAGGCCAAGAUUGGUAAAUUGCAACCACAAGACUUUGCCUCUGGUACCUUUACCAUCUCUAACCUCGGUAUGUUUGGAAUCAAGAACUUCUCUGCCGUCAUCAACCCACCACAAGCUGCUAUCCUCGCCGUAGGUACCACCGAAAAGAGAAUCGUUGCCGCUGGUGAAGACAAAUACACCUCUGAAACCGUUCUCACCGUUACCCUCAGCUGUGAUCACCGUGUCAUUGAUGGAGCCGUCGGUGCUGAAUGGUUACAAAAGUUCAAGGACUACAUUGAAAAUCCAUUAAAACUUUUACUCUAA
This is a messenger RNA of Cavenderia fasciculata, 1929 nucleotides long. It is a transcript of the gene pdhC, whose product is annotated as dihydrolipoamide acetyltransferase. Lineage: Eukaryota; Evosea; Eumycetozoa; Acytosteliales; Cavenderiaceae. Gene Ontology annotation, molecular function: dihydrolipoyllysine-residue acetyltransferase activity. Gene Ontology annotation, biological process: pyruvate decarboxylation to acetyl-CoA. The coding region runs from base 1 to 1929 and encodes 642 amino acids. The transcript is spliced from 4 exons. The record is from RefSeq and is a predicted model, not a curated record. Gene Ontology annotation, cellular component: pyruvate dehydrogenase complex.